Capsella rubella is the source of this 1521-nucleotide messenger RNA. Its product is annotated as 26S proteasome non-ATPase regulatory subunit 6 homolog. Bases 125 to 1288 code for a protein of 387 amino acids. The record is from RefSeq and is a predicted model, not a curated record. The transcript is spliced from 8 exons. NCBI's taxonomy places the organism in Eukaryota, Viridiplantae, Streptophyta, Magnoliopsida, Brassicales, Brassicaceae. Gene Ontology annotation, biological process: proteasome-mediated ubiquitin-dependent protein catabolic process.
UGCUCGGUGUUAAAAUUUUAUUUAAGAUUGGGGUUUCUUCCUCCUUGCUCAAGCAAACACUUCUCAUUCUUUUACUCUCUCUCUCUCUCUCUCUCAGAUCCGUGUGAAGCUUUUCUGAUUUGCAAUGGACGGUGGUGCCGAAGGAUCGCAGCAGCCUCAUCUCAUUCUAGCCCACAAGCUUUUCCUCCUCACUCAAUCCGAUGUUCCAGACAUCGAGAAAGUCCAGCUCAAGUCUGAGGUUUUGGAUUUCAUCAAAUCCGAUAGUAUGGCUCCCUUGUACGAAACCCUAGCGGCUACAUCGGUGCUAGAGUUGAAUCAGAGCUUGCUAGAUUCUAUGCGGGCCAAUAACGAAGAGGAGCUUAAAAAGCUUGACGAGAAAAUUGCUGACGCAGAAGAAAAUUUGGGUGAAAGUGAAGUACGUGAAGCUCAUCUUGCUAAGGCUUUGUAUUUCAUCAGGAUUAGUGAUAAGGAGAAUGCUUUGGAGCAGCUGAAACUCACUGAAGGCAAAACUGUAGCUGUAGGGCAGAAGAUGGACCUUGUCUUCUAUACAUUGCAGCUUGCUUUUUUCUAUAUGGACUUCGACCUUGUAUCAAAGAGCAUUGACAAAGCAAAAAAAUUGUUUGAAGAGGGUGGUGACUGGGAGAGGAAGAACAGGCUGAAGGUCUAUGAAGGUUUGUACUGCAUGUCCACCAGAAAUUUUAAGAAGGCUGCCAGCUUAUUUCUGGAUUCGAUAUCAACCUUCACAACAUAUGAAAUUUUUCCAUAUGAGACCUUUAUAUUCUACACCGUCCUGACAAGCAUCAUAACUCUGGACAGAGUUUCGCUUAAGCAGAAGGUUGUUGAUGCACCGGAGAUAUUAACUGUUCUUGGGAAGAUUCCGUUCCUUUCUGAAUUUCUGAACUCCUUGUACGAGUGCCAGUACAAGGCGUUUUUCUCAGCAUUUGCUGGAAUGGCUGAGCAAAUCAAGUUUGACCGUUACUUGUACCCUCAUUUCCGGUUCUACAUGAGGGAGGUGAGAACGGUGGUAUACUCACAGUUUUUGGAAUCGUACAAGAGUGUGACAGUUGAAGCGAUGGCAAAGGCCUUUGGCGUUUCCGUGGAUUUCAUUGAUCAGGAGCUCUCACGCUUCAUUGCUGCUGGGAAGCUUCACUGCAAGAUAGACAAAGUUGCAGGUGUUCUGGAGACGAACCGUCCUGAUGCAAAGAAUGCACUCUACCAGGCAACAAUCAAGCAAGGGGAUUUCUUGCUAAACAGGAUCCAGAAGCUAUCUCGUGUGAUCGAUCUGUGAGCAUUGCGACAUGUUUUCUGCUUCUUGGCACUUUCUUCAAGCUUUGCAACUUGGGAACUCAAAACGGUAGAAUCUUAAGGUCUGAGAAACGAUAUGAAUUUGGGAUUUUGAGAUGAAUACAUGUUGUCUCAAUUGACUCUAGUUUGUUUUUUAGUGGUGCAUUUCUCAAGAACAAAGAGCAAGUUUAAUCUCCAAAAAUCAUUUUAUUCUUCCUUGCAUCGCAUGCCUUUAAA